Messenger RNA from Scheffersomyces stipitis CBS 6054, 3556 nucleotides. RefSeq lists its product as uncharacterized. The record is from RefSeq and is a predicted model, not a curated record. The transcript is spliced from 2 exons. Gene Ontology annotation, cellular component: TSC1-TSC2 complex. The coding region runs from base 1 to 3429 and encodes 1142 amino acids. Lineage: Eukaryota; Fungi; Ascomycota; Pichiomycetes; Serinales; Debaryomycetaceae. Gene Ontology annotation, biological process: negative regulation of TOR signaling; regulation of cell cycle.
AUGUCCGGUUCUUCUCGAUCCCUUAUUAAGGCUCUUAAUGAAGUCUUCGAGAGCUGGGACGACUCAGCGGGAGCACACUGGGUCGCUUCGCCAGAAGCUACCGAAUGUUUCACAGUGAUCUCGCAGUUUUUAGAAAGACACAAUACUUUUUCUAUCAUCAGACAGUCUACCAGCAUAAACGAUGAAUUAUUCCGAAUAUACAACUCCUACAUCGAACCACUGUCCAACCUACAGAAAGAAUAUAUGUUUUUGAACAUUCUUCGACAAUUGCUGCCUGUUCUAAGAAGAGAUGAUGUCAUGUUAUGGGUGAAAACUUAUUUAAAGCCAGCAAUAGACUCAGCGGGGUUUGACUUCAACUUUGUACAAAAGUCUAGAGAGUUCAUCGCUAAGGUAGCCAUAGAUAUAAUGCCAACGGAUGAUAUAGACCUCCGAAAAGAACGUGAGGAAAUAGCCUACUUAGUGAUGGACAUCGUUAUCCAAGUAUACAUCGGUGUUGAUGACAAAUCAUAUGACUAUAUUAAUUUGAAGAUUAGCGAAGAGGACAAAGACAGCCAACACUUUCAGGAACGUCUUCGUUUCAUUAAACACAACUGCACAACUAUUCUCCAAGACUAUGGACUCAAACAGACAAUGAAAUACUUCACCUUGUUGAACAAUCAUUUCGAGAAACCUUCAGAAAGAUUUGGUGCCUUAACGUUGUUAUCAUCCUUGGUUUCUACUCAAACUUCACAAGUCUUCCAAAUCACUAAUACCAUUCUUUUUCCAAAUUUGCUCAAGUGCAUACUGUAUGAUUUUUCAGAGAGCCUAGUUUAUGUAUCAUUAUCGGUACUCGUUAUGCUUAUUCCGCAGAUUGGGAAUCGAAUAUCGAACUACCUACUGGAUUUGCUUAUUAUCUAUAUCCGUAUUACGAAUUGGGAAGAGUUUGAUAGAUAUAUUCCUAACCGAUACGAAUUAUUAGUAAAGUUCCUUCACGAUAAAGGUGAAAACUGGUCGAUCUCCAAUUUCGAUUUCUUUAACGAACUUAUGACUUUCGUUCCAUUGAACAGCAAAUUAGACUUCGAUGUUCUGCAUUUGGCGACCUUGAUCUAUGGACUUUUCCCGUUCAAUUUCAGUAAGUUCUGUCAGAGCCCACUUACUUACUUGAAUAAGUAUCCUCCCAGGCUCAUAGAGUUGAAAUUCUUGCAAUUGUUAGAUACCAAUAUGAUGAUUCAAGAUCCUGAUGAUCCAACAAAGCACAUGUUAGAGAAGAGAGUUAUAGACAAAACCAAAAAAGUAUAUCAAAGAUUCAUCAUUCACCCUAAUUUUAUUGAUUUCGACAGGUCUAAUUUGCUUUCAGAAGAAAUAAAAAACCCUAUCCAAUGGAUAUUGGAUUUGUAUAACGGUGAGUCUAUUGGACCUAGUGAAAUAUCUGUUAGUUGCUUGAGUUUGAACCCAGAUAUCAUGAUAAGCAUCAGUGAUUCGCUUGUUGUUUCUGAAGACCACAAGCUUAGAGAUAAUCAGAUAAGUGGAGGAAGCCCCUUGGGAAGCAACAUUAUGUUCAACAAUAGAAACAAUUUCAGCACAGCGCCCAACUCGCAACAUGUGUCCCGUGCUUCUUCUGUGGGAAGUCCAGUGUACUUUAAUAUUAAAGAUGGCCCUUCCACAAAGCUUAUGGUUCAAAAAUCAUUACAGAAUUACAAUAGAAAGAUGUCUGUUGUUCCAACUAAUCUUGUGAUUGAUAACCAAAAAACACUUGCCCCAACGACACCUCUUCAUUCUGAAAUAAAGUUUAAAGAUGUAAAAUUUAACGGAGGAAGCGACAAGAAUAACAGCAACAGCAGCAGUGUUAAUAAUAUGAGCACUAGUUUGAAUGGCACUUCGGUCAAUGAAAAUGGAAUUGAAGAAAAAUUGGAUCAUGGAUACGAAGAUGGCUUGAGCCAGGUUUCGUCUUCUGAAAUGGUGCCAGAGUUGGGCAAAUCUGAACCUUUACCAGAAUUAUUUAUUACCCACGAGAAACUUUACGGAUCAAACAAUAAGGCAAGCGCACUCUCCUUGUCCAACCUUAAUCUAGGUCCUGCUUUCAUGGAUGAUCCGGGAAAGAAGUCAUCCUCUAAUUUGCUUAAUGAAAAAUUGAAGAGUGAAUUGAGAAUACAGAGACCCAUCUCAUCACCAACUACGUCUUUGGAAACUACUGCUGUUCACAAGGGAUCGGUUGUUAGUUCUAGUGGAUUUACUAUGAUCUCCACUCAAACGUUGCAGAAUAAUGGUAGUACACACAACGGAACUGCCUUAGAUUUCUACCAGAGAGAAUUGUUGUUAAUGAAGAAUGAAUUGGAAUUUUCGUCAUAUAUGAAGCAUUUGAAUAAAUUCCAAUACAUUCGUCUCAAGCUCAAAAUGAACAAAUUGCAGAGGGAAGCCAAUCUUCACUUCCAGUCUAUCGAGCACAAAAAUAACAUUCUGUUAAUAAAGAGCCUUAAAGAAGAAUGUGAUACGUUAAAAGAUUCUUUGAAGUCCAUAAAUCUGGAAAUGGAGGACCUUAAGUCAGGACAUAAAUCUAAGAUAUUCGAUCUCUCCGAGAAAAUAAUUGAGCUCCAAGAAGAAAAUAGCGAACUAAGAUUAAGAUUGGAUGACCUUUCUGGUGAAAACAGGUCGAUAAAUAGUGGUUUCAACACGAUUGUGAAUGAGGUUGUUCCAGAAAAGGAUUUCGAGAUUGAAAACUUGAAAAUGAGAUUGCAGGAAUUGGAGUUGAACAAUGUUGAGUUCAAAAAGCAAAUAGAGCACUUCGAAGGCGAGAAUAGUGCAAAGAGAGAUAUUGUAGAUAAGAAUCAUGAUCUUUCUAUUCAAGAGAAGAAGAUCUAUAGUUUGAAAGAGGAGCUCCUAUUGGUAAGCGACAAGAACCAAAAGUUAGCGGCAGAGUUGGCCAAGGCCCAGGACAUGUACGAGUCUAUUGUCAGAACCUAUGAGAACAAGUUGUCAUCAUCUAAAUUUGACUUGAAUGAAAAUGUCAAUUCUUUCACGGCUCAUUUUGAAAAGAAAAUCCAAGAGUUGUCGACUACUAUUUUAAGGUAUGAAGCAUUGCUUGAAGAAAAGAACUCCAAGAUCAUGCAAUUGUCAUCAUCGAAGCCAAUCUCCAUACCAGGAGCCGCAUCUAGUGGUGUUAAUACUAUAUACAACAGAAGUUCGAAAAAAAAGGGAAGAUCCAAUUCGUCUUUGGAACUGGGAACUCCUCCUCCGUCGCGUGUUCCUAUUGGAGUACAACAACAUCCACUGCAACAGCUGCAAUUUACGUAUCCACAUCUCAACCAAGUUGGUGCUCAUGCUCCUCCUCAACCUCCUGCCGCCAUACCACGGUUUUCUGCCAAUCUCGUUCCGACUGUCGGUACUUCGCUGCAACAGCCUAUUAUUAGAGGAAGAGGUGGAUAUCAAAAGAGAUCCAAAAAACACAUGUAACUGGUUCAUAAAAUAUAGGGCCCUCACCUCUGACGUUACUUUUGUGUUGCUCAAAGGAGACAUUUUUGCAACACCUGUAUAUAUUUAUAGACACGAAUUAAUGAAUCUGUAAUUGGGAUACGAAGAU